CCCCUCAGAAACUGGUCUAGCAAUUAUAAUGCGAAAGCCAGAGUCUAUGGGAAAAGAGGAGGGAGCAAACAAUAUUAACAAGAAGAAGAAGAUCAUAAUGAGCAAGCUUAGGAAGGGGUUGUGGUCGCCUGAGGAAGAUGAGAAGCUGAUGAGGUACAUGUUGACGAAUGGACAAGGAUGUUGGAGUGACAUUGCUAGAAAUGCUGGUCUCCAAAGGUGUGGAAAGAGUUGCCGUCUUCGAUGGAUUAACUACUUGAGGCCUGACCUCAAGCGUGGUGCAUUUUCACCCCAAGAGGAAGAACUUAUCGUCCAUUUCCAUUCAAUUCUUGGCAACAGGUGGUCACAGAUUGCUGCACGUCUUCCAGGACGAACGGACAAUGAAAUAAAAAACUUUUGGAAUUCUGCAUUAAAGAAAAGGUUGAAAAAGAACAAUAUUUCCACGUCCUUAUCAUCACCAAACGAUAGUGAUUCAUCAGAACCUAGAGAUGUCAACAUUACUGGAGGAACGUUUAUGCCCAUGCAUGACCCUGACAUGAUGACCAUGACCAUGUACAACAUAGAUUCAUCUUCCUCAUCAUCUGCAUCCAUGCAAGCCAUGUUCGUCAACAGCAACACAUUAUUCGAUCCCCUCUCCAUGCUUGACCAUCGCUAUGACAUGGCCCAUGCAGAUGCUACACUGAACGUUAAUCCCACAUGCUUAGCAAACUUACCAAAUAUUGGAGACCAGGGGUAUUGUGGGGAUUAUGGAAACUUAGGGGCUGGCCAUAAAAUGGGGUUAGAAGGUGACCUUUGUGUUCCUGCACUUGAGAGUAGAAGCGUCGAGAGUAAUAUUAAUGGUCAAGUAGCUGAGAAUGUAAGCAAGACUAUUAUUAACAACCACUUCCAUAAUAAUUGCUUCAACAGCACGACGGAAAUGAUCGGGUUUAAAGUAGAUGAGGACAUGCUUGGGUUUGGAAAUAAUGGGCAGGGAGAAAACUUGAGAAUGGGAGAAUGGGAUUUUGAGGGUUUCAUGCAAGAUAUAUCCUCCUUUCUCUCUUAGUCCAAGCCAUUUUGCAAAGCAAAUUUUGGCAUACAUCAUUUCCUUCUUUACCAAAUUCAAACAACCCUCUUUUUGGUACAUGCAUGCAAUAAUAUAUCUCAUCGUUCGUUUAGAGAUCAGAAGUGUCAAUAGUGAUGUAGAAAAUAGAAUAAGACAUGAGGAAUAUUUGUAAUUUGUUAAUUGUUUUG
Prunus avium (sweet cherry) is the source of this 1227-nucleotide messenger RNA. It is a transcript of the gene MYB83, whose product is annotated as myb domain protein 83. Lineage: Eukaryota; Viridiplantae; Streptophyta; Magnoliopsida; Rosales; Rosaceae. The record is from RefSeq and is a predicted model, not a curated record.